CACCUGAUCUCCUUCAUGACUCCGCCUUCAGAAAUAUAGUAACCGAAAGCACAAAGUUUCUGUUAAAACUUCUUCUACCCUCCGCUUGCGAUAGAGAAGCUGCCCAGAGCUCACUGCUGUCAAUCACCUAUGUUUAACUGGAAGAUCACAGAAUACGUCCAUGCUCUGCCCUCCUAUCAGAACUUUGUGUUAGAGCCCAGUUCACACUGAAGCUUCAUGGAGCCUCAGAGAGAACCUGGCUGCUGAUGAGCGAGUGGGAAAGAGCCGAUGAUGGAGAGCCUGCUUGUGAAAACAGACGAAACCGGUGCAGUGGGCGGUCAGGAAGAGGAUUUUCCAUUCUAGGAUGGUCAGAGACAGUCUGGACAGAACGUCUGAUCAGAACCAAAAACGGGAGCCAGCAGCUGAGCCACAGAGUCCGAGGCAGAACCCAGAGGAGUCACAUCGACCCGAACGAGCAGCGGAAAAAAUUAACGCAGAAAACAAGGACUCUGCAGGAUCAAAGCUAGACUUUCUGCUCUGGUGCAAACUCAAAUUUGAGGAGGAGUCGGAGUCCUGGAGGCUGCCAGAGACAGGAGCAGAUGCUGACGGCUUGCCCACACACAUCCGUCCAUUCACCAGCUUUGCAGAGUAUCGUCUGGUCAAACUCACCUACCUACAGCUGCAGGAAAGUGGUUUCUACUGGGGGCCCAUGACCAUGGAGGAAGCACACCAAAGACUCAGUCAUGCAGCUCUGGGAACUUUCCUUCUCAGGGAACAGAAGAAGAGGAACAUGGCUGACAUGAUGGAGAACGAUGAGGAGAACCCUACCAAAGCGAAAGACGGCCCCCCCAGCGUUCGUGUCCAGCUGAACAACCUGCUCUUCAGCCUGCAUGGCAGCCAGAAAACUUUCCCUUCGCUGUUCGCUCUGCUUGCCUUCUACACCAGCUCCCCCCUUAGGCUGACUGAGCCCUACCGCAGGCAGCGGCCUGAGCGCCUAAAACAGAUGUGCAGGAGAGCUCUGGUACGAACCUACGGUGCCGAAAGGAUGUGCACCUCACCUGGACUCAGCCCUGAUGUUAAGGCUUAUGUCGGUUGCGUACCCGUACUGUACAUAGACAAACCUGUGGAUGCAGUGCCUUUUACAGCAUUUAGAUGUGAUUUAUUAAGUUAA
Molecule: messenger RNA, 1150 nt
Organism: Xiphophorus hellerii (green swordtail)
Lineage: Eukaryota; Metazoa; Chordata; Actinopteri; Cyprinodontiformes; Poeciliidae
Product: suppressor of cytokine signaling 1-like
Biological process (GO): phosphatidylinositol phosphate biosynthetic process
Cellular component (GO): phosphatidylinositol 3-kinase complex
Molecular function (GO): 1-phosphatidylinositol-3-kinase regulator activity
Source: RefSeq, a predicted model, not a curated record